AUGCUGGUCGACACAGGAGCAAUGCAGUCAAGAGAGGACCCCAGUUGUACUCCCAAUGCCGUGGCCGCCCUUGUGGCCACAAACAGAAGACUCAUCCGCUCCUAUAGUACCAAGACCCUAAAGAUCUCCAUCCUGGGCUUCACCUAUGACUGGCCCUUCAUCAUCGGGAAUGUUAAGGUUCCUCUCCUAGGGGCAGACUCCCGGGCACAACACGGGCUUCUAGUGGACGUGGGCUGCAAAUGCCUUCUCGACAUGGGGACCUGCUGUUCCCAACCACUCACAGCCGGCCUGGGUGUACCCACCAUAUAUUCCAUUGCGCCCCACAUUGCCCUCCUACAGGAGUUCCCCAACGUCUUCAAACGAGAGCUCAGUCAGGUGGCCAGAACCAUGGCCAAGUACGGAUUCUACCACCACGUAACCACAAAAGGGCCCCCUACACACACUAAGUUCUGCCGCCUGCCGCCCAAGCAACUCCAGGAUGUAAAAGGACGAUUGGGACAGUGA
Messenger RNA from Macrobrachium nipponense, 504 nucleotides. RefSeq lists its product as uncharacterized. Bases 1 to 504 code for a protein of 167 amino acids. Lineage: Eukaryota; Metazoa; Arthropoda; Malacostraca; Decapoda; Palaemonidae. The transcript has a single exon. The record is from RefSeq and is a predicted model, not a curated record.